AAUAAGGAAGUGGAGUGACUUUACCAGUCGGACUUGCCCUCUCUCUCUUUAUCUCCACCUGUAGUCGAAAAGUGGUCAAAAACUCCGAAAGGGGCGAGGACUGUCACGGACAAACUUCAGAGGGGGAUGAGGAGGAGGAGGAGGAGGAGGAGGAGGGUUAGAUGGAGGGAAGUGGACGAGGCACAGACUGACACAGCCCCCCUCUCCGACUGUCUCUGGUGUCAUUCGGCUGCUGGUGGCCCCUACACUCACAGCCUAAUGUCAGGCCGCAGGGUGGGCUUCUGUCUCAGCGAGAAGAAACGCCGGAGGAUGAACCUGGACGCGUUUAGAGAAUUCUGUGCGGGGCAUGGAGUGGAAGUGGUGGAGAUUGACCUCACCCAGCCGCUGGCGCCUCAGGGACCCUUCGACAUCAUCGUUCACAAGCUUUCUGAUGUCAUCGUGGAGGCUGAGUGUAGCAGCAAAUCACAGCAGCUCCUGACCAACUUCCAGACGUAUGUGUCAGCUCAUCCCACUACAGUCCUCCUGGACCCCCUUCUUGCCAUGACCCGGCUUCUAGACCGCUUUGCCUCCUAUCAGAUCAUGACCAAGCUACGUAAUUCACUCCGAGACUGGCGUAUCUGCAGUCCUCCUCACCUCGAGAUCCACAGCCUCAGUGACCUGUCGUCCAUUCAGCAGGCUGUAACGACCCAGGGCCUGAGCUUUCCUCUCAUUUGUAAAACCAGAGUGGCACAUGGAUCCCUUUCCCAUGAGAUGUCCCUGAUCUUCAGCACAGGCAGUCUGGCUGAUUUGCAUCCUCCCUGUGUGCUCCAGAGCUUCAUCAACCACGGAGCUGUCCUGCACAAGGUGUUUGUGGUUGGAGACAGACACUUCUGCGUAGAGAGACCCUCACUCAAGAACUUUCCCUCCGGUCCCUGUGACAGAGAGACGAUCUUCUUCAACAGCCACCAGGUGUCCAAACCAGAGUCCAGCUCUGAUCUAACAGAACUGGAUGAGCAGAUGCCGUGCCUGCCCCCUCCCAGCUCUGAGGCUGUGGCCGCCUUGGUCAGAGAGCUCCGAGCUCAGCUCGGCAUGGCCCUGUUCGGCGUGGACGUCAUCAUCAACAUACACACACACACCCUCACCGUCAUCGAUAUCAACAUCUUCCCAGGCUAUGAAGGAGUGCCCCAGUUCUUCUCCUGUCUGCUCAGCCAUAUCCAGUCUGUGUUGGACAAACAAACCUACACCGGUCCUCAAGUUACCAACUCUCCUGAGUCAACAUCUUCUGCCACCACCGGCCUCUAACUCAGCUCCAGCAUCCUGAGGAUGUUACCAAGUAUUUUCUGUGGGAAGUUUUCUUUAAGUUCCCAGAUUGUUCGAGGAUAAGAUUCUCUCAAAACUUGAAACUUGUUUGUUUUGGCCUUUCGUACACACAAAUUGUGUUUUAUGUCACUGAAAACGCACCUUUUGGAAAACAGUGAGUUUUUAAAGUUUCCAUGUGGACAAAGAUGUUUUGGAGAACUUGGAGUGUGUGGACAGGAUAUUUUUUUAUACGGAGGAGGAAAAACCUGAUUUAAAAAAAUAGGCUCUAUGCCGUCAUGUGGACUCGACCUAGAUGACACUAAAGUUGUUCUGAUGUGUUUCUGCACUGACAAACCAAGCAGGUGACACAUCACGGUUUAAUAGACUUUCCGUUUAUUGAUUAACAGGUAGCAUAGAAGAAGAUACAGCAGGCACAAAAUACAGCACUCUGAUUGGCCAGUAAUAUUACAAAUGGUGUUGUUAUCCUGUUGUUUGAAAUGUCCUCUGUGCCGCCCCCUCCCCCGACAUUUUCAACAUCGUUCUUGCUGGUUUGUUAGGAACACAUUUUUCACACUUCUAAAAAAAGAAAGCUCUUAAUUUUUUUAUAUUUUCCAAAGCUUUAGAGUACAAUGUGCUCCUCGGUGAUGACUGAUUACGUGUGAUUAUUACUUCCUGUUUACAUCAGCUGACUGGAUAUGUCGCCAGCGUUCAAAUACUUUCAAGUAGUUUGGUAAAUCUUGGCUGUGUAGAAAAAAGAGACUAUACCUGUUACGAGUACAUUAUGAUGCAAGUUGCUUACAUAUUAAAAUACAUUAAGUUAUUCAGUAUUUGGCUAAUGAUUGCAUUCACGUGUGCUGUAGCCUUUAUCGUGUUAUUGCAUUAAAUUGGCCUCCAUUUGUAA
Messenger RNA from Labrus bergylta (ballan wrasse), 2179 nucleotides. RefSeq names its product inositol-tetrakisphosphate 1-kinase. Gene Ontology annotation, molecular function: inositol-1,3,4-trisphosphate 6-kinase activity; inositol-1,3,4-trisphosphate 5-kinase activity; ATP binding. Gene Ontology annotation, cellular component: cytoplasm. Gene Ontology annotation, biological process: inositol trisphosphate metabolic process. NCBI's taxonomy places the organism in Eukaryota, Metazoa, Chordata, Actinopteri, Labriformes, Labridae. The record is from RefSeq and is a predicted model, not a curated record.